Morchella importuna is the source of this 1488-nucleotide messenger RNA. RefSeq lists its product as uncharacterized. The transcript has 12 exons. NCBI's taxonomy places the organism in Eukaryota, Fungi, Ascomycota, Pezizomycetes, Pezizales, Morchellaceae. Gene Ontology annotation, molecular function: ATP transmembrane transporter activity; calcium ion binding. Gene Ontology annotation, biological process: transmembrane transport. The coding region runs from base 1 to 1488 and encodes 495 amino acids. The record is from RefSeq and is a predicted model, not a curated record.
AUGCAUAAACCCUGGACACAAACUUUUAUCCUGAUUGCGAUUUCAGAUUCUAUGGAGGAGCGGGAGAGCCAAAAGGCUCGCGACAAACGAUUGCUACAACUCUUCAAGAACUUGGAUACACGCAAUGAGGGGCAUCUGGAUCUUGAGGGGCUGAGACGAGGACUGCAGAGAAUCAAUCACCCUCUGAAAGACGCCGAACAUUUACUACACGAUAUUCUUGCAGCAGUCGAUACCUCCAAGGAUGGCCUCAUUCAAUAUUCCGAAUUCAAGCAUUUCUUUGAAGGCGCCGACAGAGAGUUGUGGAGAAUAUUUCAUUCGGUGGAUGUGGAUAAGAAUGGAAAUAUAGACAAAGGAGAACUAAAAGCCGCGUUGAUUCGCGCUGGAAUUGCAGUCGAUCCUAAUCGACUGGAAGAAUUUUUCGAGUCAAUGGAUAGGAAUAACGACGGCGUAAUAUCUUUUGAAGAGUGGAGAGAUUUCUUAAUGUUUAUGCCGAAGGAAGCCACAUUGCACACGAUCUAUUCGUAUUAUCUUUCAACUGUUAGCGUUAAUCCGGAGGGUGAUGUCAAUCUGAGUGAUGAGAUCAAUCUCAAAGGCUUAGGUUACUUUCUUGCCGGAGGUGUCGCUGGGACCGCUCCUAAAGUAAAGCAUGCAGCAGUUGAAGCAGUGAAAGGCGGUGAACCAUUACAGGCGGCAAAAAAAGUAUCAGGACCACUCAGGGAAUCUAUCAGGACAUUGUGGAGAGCCGGUGGCGUGAGAUCAUUCUUUGCAGGGAAUGGAUUAAAUGUUGUAAAGGUGUUGCCUGAGUCUGCAAUCAAGUUUGGCUCGUUUGAGGCAGCAAAAAGGACUCUUGCGAGAUUGGAGGGCGCAGAAGAUGCCAGUCAAAUAUCACCAAUGGCUCGAUUUCUUGCUGGAGGUAUUGGAGGGGUUGUUUCUCAAUUUUCUAUAUACCCCAUAGAUACAUUGAAAUUUCGCAUGCAAUGUGAAACUGUGCAGAAUGGCUCCAUGGGCAACAAGCUAAUAGCAGAAACCUUUCAAAAAACCUGGAAAGCCGGCGGACCCAGUGCCUUCUACAGAGGUUUAACUCUAGCUCUGGUCGGGAUUUUUCCAUACUCGGCCAUCGACCUCGGUACAUUUGAGUACAUGAAGCGUACCUACAUUAAGCGCAAGGCAAAAAAGUUAAAAUGCAAUGAAAAGGACGUGGAGGUACCGAAUUGGUUGGUUCUUGGAAUCGGAGCCACAAGCGGGAGUGUGGGGGCGACGAGUGUAUAUCCAAUCAAUGUGUUGAGAACGAGACUGCAGGCACAGGGAACAGCGCAGCAUCCCCAGACUUACACUGGUAUGUGGGAUGUUGGGAUGAAAACAUACAAUGCCGAAGGCUUUCGGGGAAUGUUCAGGGGCUUGACGCCGAAUCUUCUGAAGGUGAUACCGGCAGUGUCGAUUUCAUACCUUGUAUAUGAAAACUCCAAAACGGCGCUAGGCUUGAGCUGA